Arachis stenosperma is the source of this 402-nucleotide messenger RNA. RefSeq lists its product as uncharacterized. Lineage: Eukaryota; Viridiplantae; Streptophyta; Magnoliopsida; Fabales; Fabaceae. Gene Ontology annotation, molecular function: nucleic acid binding. Bases 1 to 402 code for a protein of 133 amino acids. The record is from RefSeq and is a predicted model, not a curated record. The transcript has a single exon.
AUGAAGAAGCGCUUGGAUCAAAGGAAGGACUUCUGGGCAGAUGAGUUAGCCUCGGUUCUGUGGUCCUACAAAACCACACCACAAUCUUCUACCGGGGAGACGCCUUUCUGGCUUACCUAUGGUGUGGAUGCGGUUAUUCCCGUGGAAAUUGGGGAACCGAGCCUACGACUACUCCUCAGAGGAAGCGAUAAAGUGACUCAGGAGGACCUGAUAGACGAGACCAGGGAGAUAGCCCACUUGUCAAAAGCGGCGCUGAAGCAAAGGUUAGCAUUACGGUACAACCAUAGGGUCCAAAACAGGAGGUUUGAAGAAGGCGACUUGGUACUGCGAUGCAACGAUAUCGGCCCACCAACUCCGGGAGAGGAAAGCCCUCCCCUAAUUAGGAAGGCCUUUACAGGAUAA